Molecule: messenger RNA, 2165 nt
Organism: Pseudo-nitzschia multistriata
Lineage: Eukaryota; Bacillariophyta; Bacillariophyceae; Bacillariales; Bacillariaceae
Source: the annotation of a GenBank genome assembly
AAAAAAAAAAAAAAAAAAGUUCAAAGCCACCAUGUCUGCUGCUACUUCGAACCCCGCUGAAGCUGUCCCGACCCCUGCCCCAAUGACAGGUGCUGCUCCCGUACCUGGUCAGGCUGGUCCCGGCGGAGAUGAAGGUCCUGCACCCUUCCAUUCAGCAUCUUUGUAUGUUGGUGAUCUUGUCCCCGACGCUAAUGAAGGUCUUCUGUUUGAGAUCUUCAACGCUGUCGGGCCUGUGGCUUCCAUUCGUGUUUGCCGUGACGCCGUAACUCGUCGUUCCCUCGGUUACGCCUACGUGAACUACCACCAGAUGAGUGACGCGGAACGUGCACUCGAUACGAUGAAUUUUUCGAUGAUUAAGGGCAAGCCUUGCCGCAUCAUGUGGAGUCAGCGUGAUCCAUCUCUUCGUCGUUCCGGAGUUGGAAACAUCUUUGUCAAGAACCUCCACGAGUCGAUUGAUAACAAACAACUGUAUGAUACCUUCAGUCUUUUCGGUAACAUUCUUUCUUGCAAGGUCGUCACCGAUCGUGAAACUGGUCUCUCGAAAGGAUAUGGUUACAUCCACUAUGAAACUGCCGAGGCUGCUGACGCUGCAAUCGACAAGUUGGAUGGAAUGUUGAUUGAUGGACAGGAGGUUCAGGUUGGACAUUUCAUUGGCCGCAACAACCGGCCCAACCAAGACGACUUUACGAACUGCUACGUGAAGAACAUCCCACUGGACUGGGAUGACGACAGACUUAACAAGGAAUUCUCCAAAUUUGGAACUGUUGUGAGUGCCGCAGUUUCAAGGGGAAUCCGCAGGAAGAAAAAGCCUUUCAAGAAGGAAGAAACCAAAGCGAAGGAAAGUGAUGAAGAAAAGGAAGUCGAAAAGAAGGAUGAGGCAAAGGAGGAAUCAAAAGAGGAAGAAGGCGAGAAGAAAAUCGAGUCCCUUGGUUUUGGUUUCGUCAACUUUAUGGACCACGACUCUGCCGUGGCUGCUGUAGAAGGUCUUAACGGGAAAACACACAAGUUUAUGCAGGACGGAGAGGAAGUUGAGCGUGAUUUGUACGUGGGCAGAGCCCAAAAGAAGUCUGAACGUGAACGAGAAAUGCGAGCUAAGUUCGAAGCAGAGAAGAUGGAUCGCAUCUCCAAGUUCCAGGGUGUCAACCUUUACGUCAAGAAUCUCGAUGAUACUGUCACCGAUGAUAUGCUCCGUGAUGAAUUCUCUGUGAUCGGAACUAUCACGUCUGCUCGAAUCAUGAAGGAUAUGGGCAAGGAAGGACGUUCCCGUGGAUUCGGCUUUGUUUGCUUUUCAACUCCCGAAGAAGCUACGCGGGCUGUUAACGAAAUGAAUGGCAAGUUGAUCGUAAACAAACCGAUCUUCGUAGCUUUAGCCCAACGAAGAGAAGUUCGUCGUGCACAACUGGAGGCACAGCACGCUAGCCGUGGUCCUCCACCCCCUGCUGGACAAGCUGGUAUGAUGCGAGGCCCUAUGGGAGGUCCUAUCGGCUACCCGGGUAUGCCGGCCAUGUACAUGGGGCGAACUGGACCCGGGGGCGGUAUGCAACCUGCUUAUCCUAUGGCUAUGCCUCAAAUGAUGGGCCCUGGAGGUCGAGGGGGACAACGACCUGGUGCCUAUCCCAUGAUGGGGCAACCUGGAGGCCGGGGUGCAUACCCCAUGCCAUACGGCGGUGUGAUGCCGGGGCGCGGAGGACGCGGUCCCAUGCAGCCAGGACCUAACCCACGAGGUGGAAGAGGACGUGGUGGUGCCAUGCAAGGCAGAGGUCCGCAAGGUAACCAACAAAUCAAGUUCAACCAACAGGCUCGAAAUGCUGGCAGUGUGCCCACAGGCCCUGCUCAACCGCCUGUUCAGGCAGCCCAGCAAAUGCCUCCUGCUGAAGGCGCCCUCACUGCCAGUGCUCUUGCAUCUGCUUCACCUGAGAUGCAGAAGAACAUGAUUGGAGAGCGAUUGUAUCCUCUUAUCCACCAAUCACAACCUGAUCUUGCAGGUAAGAUUACCGGUAUGCUUUUGGAAAUGGACAACUCUGAGUUGCUCCACCUUUUGGAAAGUCCUGAAGCAUUGAAGGCAAAGAUUGACGAAGCAAUCCAAGUGCUGGAGGCUCAUCAAUCUAGUGAGUAGAUUAUUUAAAAAUUAUGUUUUCAACGAAAAAUAAGCUGCAUUACGAAUC